AUGUUUGGUCCCAGGUCCCCGACCUUAAUCUUUCUAGCACCCGUGACUCUGCCUGCAAAAACUAUUCCUGUCGACAACACAUAUCGUGAGGUUGUCGUACACCACAACAGGGAAUUCCAGCGCUAUGCUGUAGAAAAUGGCGUCUACUUCGCCCCAGUGGACGACGACGAAGUCGAGCGCCUCCAAUAUAUGCACGAGGUUUUCAACCUGAUGUUCGAUAAUAGACUGAUUUUCCCUCCGAUCCCACAUCCAAGGAGAAUUUUAGAAUGCGGCUCCGGAUCUGGUUCGUGGGCCUUGGAGGUUGCAGAGCAGCAUCCGGAAUGCGAGGUCAUCGGAAUCGACGUAUACCCGUACCCAACGGUGGACGGCCUCCCCCCUAACCUCGAUCUCCAAGUGGACGAUCUAAACAGUCCAUUCACCUUCGCCUCGAAUUAUUUCGACCUGGUGCACAGCAGAAUGAUGGCAGGCGGCAUCCAUGCGAACAGGUGGCAGAGCUAUAUGACCGACAUUCUGCGAGUUCUUCGUCCGGGAGGGUGGUGUCAGAUGGUGGAACUAUACGCCAACGUUCAGUCUGAUAAUGGGACCUUGACUGCGAACCACGCUCUCCAGGUGUGGUCCCAAAGCUAUAUGCAGAGCAUGCAGCCCUACAAGGAUCCCAGAGCGCCGCUGCGCCUGCAAAACUGGAUGACGCAAGCAGGAUUUGUCGAGGUCGAAUCGCGGCUAUUAACUCUGCCCCUGAGCGGGUGGUCUAACGAUCCACAAAGCAACGCUCUCGGAGAGGCGAAUCGUCCAAACGUCCACCGGCUCUUGUCAUCGCUUGCCGUGUACCCCUUUACACAGCGUCUUGGCAUGACGAUCGCCGACGUCCAGCUUCUAGUAGCGCAGGCCCGCAGCGAGGCUGAUAAUCCUAGUUUUAAGGUCAUCUGCUAA
Lasiosphaeria miniovina is the source of this 930-nucleotide messenger RNA. Its product is annotated as S-adenosyl-L-methionine-dependent methyltransferase. Gene Ontology annotation, molecular function: methyltransferase activity. Bases 1 to 930 code for a protein of 309 amino acids. NCBI's taxonomy places the organism in Eukaryota, Fungi, Ascomycota, Sordariomycetes, Sordariales, Lasiosphaeriaceae. The transcript has 9 exons. The record is from RefSeq and is a predicted model, not a curated record.